Mytilinidion resinicola is the source of this 4310-nucleotide messenger RNA. RefSeq lists its product as uncharacterized. The record is from RefSeq and is a predicted model, not a curated record. The coding region runs from base 57 to 4310 and encodes 1417 amino acids. NCBI's taxonomy places the organism in Eukaryota, Fungi, Ascomycota, Dothideomycetes, Mytilinidiales, Mytilinidiaceae. The transcript is spliced from 9 exons.
CUCUUGUAUAAUUGUUCUGUGUUUCGCCGCGCUACUGCGUUAUUCGGUCUGCCCCAAUGCCUCCCCAAUGCAGAGCUUUCGAGCUCUCAGACCCGACGGCGAAGACGCCAUGCGACAAGCCCGCAACAUCCUCCGACGGUCGCCUGUGCGGAUUCCAUGCUAGGCAGUGUCACGCGUUGUACAAGGGAUACAAGAGGAGGAAUGCCCAACUCGACAAUCUAGCCAACUUGAUGCCAGCAUAUCUGGCCAGUACUAAAACUGCCCUUGUCAACCAGAAUUUCGAGGAUGUCGAUGCCGAAAGUACACUAAGAGAGCUGCACAGCUACCUGUUCAAGAAACAGAACAUCCUCUCGUCCGUCAUUCGUGGAAGAAAGCUACAUCACAGCCAUUUCUUCGCCGUCGAUAUGGAUUACGGCCAUGAGAAGUAUUUAGCCCAACUGCAGAAGGAGAAGCAUACGAUCGCACGGGCUCUAGAGAGGCUCGGACGGAGGACUGCUGAGAUUCUUUACGCCAAGCGUUCUUGGUUUCAGUGGGUCCGCCAAUGUCAGGAUGAUGAGGAGGCUCAGCGCGAGAACGAGAGCAAGAAAGUGAAAUUAGAAGCACAGCUGUUCAGGCGGCAUCAAAAGGAGGUAACGCGGCAUCAGAACGAGGUCAGGGCCAGGGAAAAUCAGAAGCGCGCAGAGGCGUUCCUAAAUGAAGUAUACACGCAGAGACUCUCUGAAAUGACCGAAGCGGAACAAGAAGAAUGGGAUCCAGUUCAGGAUGUCGCUGAGGAUGAGCGGGGCAGCUACAUCGAUCUCAUCAAGUACUUUUUGAUGCUGAAGGAUUCAGAUUCAGAAACCACUGAGGCAACCAAACUCAAGCAAGCAGGCAACAGCAACCGCACUGAAAGUGCACCUGCGAACCCAGAGGCUCCCAAAAUAUCGAAAGGUGCGAAAAAGAGGGGGAAAAAGAGCAUGGCGGAUCCCUCGAAAACAGACCCUGUGAAGACGAAUCCUGCAAAGGCGAAUCCACGAUCCGGAAAAACGAACAGCACGACCGCAGAGACGGGCACAGGGGGUGGUGCUAGUAACAUCGAAAUGGAAACCCAGGCCCAGAUCAGAAGUCGGCUGAGGGAAGGCGUUAAAUAUUAUCGCGAAAAGGGCAUGUAUAUUGCCGGCACCAUUGACUCUCCGCUCAAACUGAUAGAAAAAUCGGCUCCUAUGCCCGACAACGAAAUUGAUCGCCUUCUCCAGGAUAUUGCCCAGAUCAAGACGUUGCUGUUCUGUCGAUUGCUACUAUCCCAUGCCAAACUUUUACCAGUGGCGUUACGGGUAGACAGUAUCGAAGAGUUUUUGAAUGACGCGGAAGUCACGCUGGAGGAUUUACGAGAUCUCUGCCUGAAAGUGGAGCAGCCCGCGCUUCAGGAAGUCCGAGAUGCGUGCGCUGAUUUUGCGAGAGGGGAUGAGGAAGAGGGUAGUCAAGAAGACGAUAAUACAGUAGAGGAAGAGGGAGACGAAGAUGAAACUAGCUAUGGGUAUCGUCCUCGAAAAGUAGCAAAACGUGAUCGCUUAGGUGUUGGACAUGUCUACCAAACGAAAAGGGAAAAGGCAAUGAUCAAGAAGCGACAAGAAGACCAAAAGAUCUCGGGCCUGGAUGAUCCAGGGGCAUUCAUUGACUUUGGCAUAAUCACCGACGAAGGCAAAUUCAGCAAAAAGAAAAUGCGCAUCAAGAUCUGUGGCCAUUAUAUCCACAAUUACCCGAGCGAGAAAGCCAUGAGCAGAGGAGGCUGGUUCCAUUUCUGCGUCAUCGCGAAAGACUCCGAUUUGUUUGACGCCAUUACUCUGUGCCGGCAUUGGGACGAGUUCUACGAGUUGAAUGUCUUGGCCACAUACCAUUACUUUCCCGGUACCAAUUGGAUGACGUGGGUUGGUGAUCGCUUGAGAAAUCAAUUGAUGACUUUGGGCUUCAUCCCGUAUGUCCAGAACGACGCCGCGGACGAGUACACAACGUACUAUCAGUCACCACGACGUCAAGGCCGACGAUCGCAUCAUGUUGCGGAGAUGAGAAACUUUAUCUGCGGCCAUGUCAAGCGUAACGAUGCAGCGAGCCGCCGGCUCAUACAAUACCUUUCAAUGGAGACAUCACAGGUUAUUGUUCUUGUCCGUGACGCGAGGACUGGCCGCGUACUAGUCACACCUCCAGAUGAUCAACUUUGGCUAGUCCGCGAAAAGAUGGGGCUUGGAAGAGCUUCAAAGAACGACUACCACGUGCUCCGAUCUGUUGGUCCCGAGUUCUUUGAAGAGAUGGAUGGCUAUCGACGAUGGCAUUUUGGAUUCACGGACUACUAUGAUAUCUAUCUCUGGGAUGCCGAAGCUGGCGAGCCAUAUCCUCGCUUGUACAACAAACUUCGUCAAAUGCUGCUUAAAGCACAGCGCUGCAUUACACCUCUCGAUUACUUCAAAUUGGCAGGCCCAGUCAUCAAGACUCUGACGAGGGACCGAUCAACGAUGAGAGCACGUACGAUCAAGCCCGGUGAAGUUGUACAGAGCAUCUGGGAUGAGAUUCACCACCCUGAAACGCGCAUGCGAGCCGUGGAUCUGAACGGCCGGGAGGUAAACAUUGAGGACUCUCUGAUGAGUUAUCUCUACAAUGAGGCAGACGUACUUGAGGACCAAAUUCUAUUCCCUGAAGAAGUCUUACAAAACAGGAAGAACGAGUUGUUUAGGGAUAACCCAAGUGAAAUACAAAAAUUUGAGCGCGGGCCGCCCGGCGACAUUCGAAGAUUUGUCUACGACUUGGAUACCGACGAUGAAUUGUCCGAUGAUGAAGAUCAUCUUAGGAUCACGGAGGGGCAAUCUCUGUCAUGUUCCUCUCAAGAAGGAGAUCCGAAAGAAGACAACGACGACGAGUGGACUGACGAGAGCGAUGAAUCGUCCAUGGGCGAGGACCAAGAAAAGGCCCUGAUUCGUUUUGAAUAUGAAUUCAAGGAGUCUCUUGCUAAGGGUGUUAAGGAAGAUCGCAUGCGAGAUCUCGCGAAACCACUGUUGGACGCCACAAUUCGCUGGCCAUCCGCUGAUACUAGCAUGAUCGACGCGGAUAUGAUGGCGAUAAUGCGAUUAAGCCUUAGUAAGACUGACAAAGACUACAGCGAUACCAGUGAAGAGACCAUGAGGAAAGAGUGGAUGCGAUUCAUGGAUCGCGAAAAGUCUAAGAUUUUCAAGGACUGUUGGCACAAGGCUGAUUUAUCGCCCGGUGCCGCUGAAAAUUACGCAGAACUCCUAAAAGUUGUUAGAAAAGCGGACGAUUACUUGAUGUCUAAGAUCAACAUGGGCCCGUACGAGAUGCUGGCAUUCAUGGGAAUGGCCUCUAAAAUCACACAGCAUCGCCGCAUUAUCCCCGACGCCUUCCAUGCAUACGCUGCAAUCUGCAUGUUUUCCGAGACGACAGAUUUCAUUACUUUUGCCUCAGAGAGUUCUGGCCUAGAUCUCAGUGAAUCGUUGCUGCUAAAGCAAGCCGAACGAGCAAAGCAUCCACCGAGCAGGAGAACAUAUAGGAGCAAUAAGACGAUUGACAAGGACCUUUUCAAAGCUUGGGACGAUCUUUUGAGGGUCAAUCGGAAGAAGCCUGGCCAGGCUGUCGAUGAUAUUUACCCUCUAGAAUGGGAUAUCGCCGUCAGGCCUAUUGUGGCGAAUCUCUACAAAGCAGGCGUAAUCGCCAAUUCGUACGCCGAAUUUGUCUCCGGCCAGGCCGUGGCCAUCGCUGAGCCCUCUCGUCCUAUGGAUCUUUACAUUGACUGGCGCCUCGACCUUGCUUUGCUGACGCUGUCAAGUUCUAGGCCCAUUAUUCCUGAUCAUCUUGAAGAUCCUACCAAACUCACGCCAGAAACGCUGCUCGACCGUGCCAGCAAAUUUGCGGCAUCGAACCCCGGUGCCCGAUUCUCUUUAUUGCGUCUGUGGUCGGCACCGCACUUCUACCCUCUCAUGAUCGGCUAUGACCGUCGCGCGUCCACGACUUUCUUGGACUCUGUGGGGCGAUCUUGGGAAUGGAAGUUUAUACCAAAGGAUAUGCCCUGCUCGGAGUGGAGUAUCCAUAACUCUGCAAAAAUGCGAAUUGACCCAUACAAGCGCCAGCUCGGCGAUCAGGUGGUCCUGAAGAGGGAUCUGUACCUUGUUAUGGGGAAGGACGAGGCGGAUUGCAGGUUGCGGAGUGCUGGGGUGACGUGGGCAGUGCAGACGGAACCCUGGCGACUGGAAGUGGAUUUCUGGCGGAGCUUUGUUGGGGUCGAUCUGAAGUUCUUGGAGGGUCUGGAUAGGGAGUGGUUGGACUAG